AUGUCCCGACAAAUAAUCGGACGUGCAAAAACAAACCUUUCUGCAGGAAUUGUAGGGCUAGCCAAUGUAGGAAAGUCAACAUUUUUCCAGGCAGUUAGCAAAACCGCGCUCGGAAAUCCUGCCAAUUAUCCGUUUGCAACUAUUGAACCAGAAGAAUCGGUAGUAGUCGUCCCAUCCGAGCGACUUUUGACCUUGAAAAAUUUGUAUAAUCCUCGUUCUGUUGUACCAGCCACUCUUCAGUUGGUUGAUAUUGCAGGUCUUGUGAAGGGUGCCUCCCAGGGUUCUGGACUAGGCAAUGCUUUUUUGAGCCAUAUUCGUGCUACGGAUGGGUUGUUUCAAAUGGUGCGUGCAUUUGACGAUAGCGAUAUUGUUCAUAUUGAGAAAUCAGUCGAUCCUGUUCGAGACGCUCAGAUCAUUCACGACGAGCUUGUACUAAAGGACAUGGAGUUUGUGCAAAGUGCAAUUGACACAACAGUUAAAGCAUUGAAAAACCCUAUGAAUCUUAAGGAAAAAAAAGAAUUUUUGAGCACGGCUGAAGAAGUCAUGGAGAUUCUCGAAAGUGGGAAGAGAGCUGCUACUAAGGAUAAUUGGACAGAUUUGCAACUUGGGCAUUUGCGUACUCUUUCUCUGAUAACCACAAAGCCAAACGUGUUUAUUGCUAACAUUUCCGAAGAAGAUUACUGUUUUGGCGACAGCGAGUCGGCUGUUAACGAUCUGGUAGAGUGGGUUAAAACCCACUCGCCAGGCGACAAAGUGAUUCCUUUAAGUGUGAACUUCGAGCAUAGAAGGUCAUUGAUGUCUCCAGAAGAAAUCCUAAAGGAAAAUGAGGAACUAGGAGAUAUUCCGAGUGCAAUUCCGGCUGCGAUAAGCGCGAUGCGAUCAGAACUUGGAUUGCAUAGCUUUUUCACAGCCGGCACAGAUGAGGUUAGAGAAUGGACCAUUCGUGUCGGAACUACAGCGCCACAAGCAGCUGGAGCGAUCCACACGGAUCUUGAAAAAACAUUUAUCGUUGCUAACGUUACGAAACUGAACGACUUGGUCAAGUACUCAGCAGACGAGGCCCAAAUCAAACGAGCUGGUAAACUUCUUUCCAAGGGAAAGGACUACGUUGUUGAAGACGGUGAUAUCAUCCACUUCAGAUCUGGUGCUUCUAAAAAGUAG
Wickerhamiella sorbophila is the source of this 1161-nucleotide messenger RNA. Its product is annotated as Obg-like ATPase 1. The transcript has a single exon. Bases 1 to 1161 code for a protein of 386 amino acids. Gene Ontology annotation, molecular function: GTP binding; ATP hydrolysis activity; ATP binding. Gene Ontology annotation, cellular component: cytoplasm. NCBI's taxonomy places the organism in Eukaryota, Fungi, Ascomycota, Dipodascomycetes, Dipodascales, Trichomonascaceae. The record is from RefSeq and is a predicted model, not a curated record.